This is a messenger RNA of Xyrauchen texanus (razorback sucker), 7174 nucleotides long. Its product is annotated as kinesin-like protein KIF21A. Gene Ontology annotation, molecular function: ATP binding; microtubule binding; microtubule motor activity. Bases 168 to 4937 code for a protein of 1589 amino acids. Gene Ontology annotation, biological process: microtubule-based movement; mitotic spindle organization. The record is from RefSeq and is a predicted model, not a curated record. NCBI's taxonomy places the organism in Eukaryota, Metazoa, Chordata, Actinopteri, Cypriniformes, Catostomidae. The transcript is spliced from 35 exons.
AUCAGACGAGGUCAGGAAUCACAGUAUGAGCAUGCGUGAUCAGAACGCAUCGUCGCUGUAGCUGCUGCAUGUUAAUCAUAAGCAUAAACAUGGCGGAUUUGGUCUGUAUGUGAUGUGAAGACUCAAUCAACGCCUGUCAGGUGCUGCGCGUUCACCGGAUCUGAAUCAUGUCAGGAGGGCAGGACGAGAGCACAGUCCGUGUGGCGCUCAGGAUUCGUCCUCAGCUGGCAAAGGAGAAGAUUGAAGGAUGUCACAUCUGUACGUUUGUGAUGCCAGGCGAGCCGCAAGUGGUUUUGGGAAAGGAUAAAGCCUUCACGUACGAUUAUGUGUUUGACAUGGACUCAACGCAGGACAGCAUCUAUGCCAACUGCACUGAGAAACUCAUUGAAGGGUGUUUUGAAGGUUACAAUGCCACAAUCUUCGCAUACGGGCAGACAGGCUCAGGGAAGACAUAUACGAUGGGCACAGGGUUUGACAUGACUCUAUCAGAUGAAGAGCUGGGCAUCAUCCCACGAGCAGUCAGUCAUCUGUUUAAAGGCAUCGAACAGAGACAACAGACAGCAGCAGAUCAGGGACGUCCCGCCCCAGAGUUCAAGAUCAGUGCACAGUUCCUGGAGUUGUAUAAUGAAGAGGUGCUAGAUCUCUUUGACACCACUCGUGAUAUGGAGAUGAGGAAACAAAAAUCUCACAUUAAAAUCCAUGAGGACGCUAGCGGCAGCAUCUACACUGUCGGGGUGACCACACGCACAGUCAGCUCAGAGACAGAAAUGAUGCAGUGUCUGAAGCUGGGCGCGCUCUCUCGCACUACCGCCAGCACACAGAUGAACGUACAGAGUUCACGCUCACACGCCAUCUUCACCAUACACAUCUGCCAAGUGCGAGUGUGUGCACCUGGAGAAAACUCUCCACAUCAGGACAGUGAGACAGACAAUCGACUGGCCAGCAACUCUUCUGAGAUGGAAGAGUUUGAGACACUCACAGCCAAAUUUCACUUUGUGGAUCUGGCCGGAUCAGAGCGGCUCAAGAGGACUGGAGCUACAGGAGACCGGGCCAAGGAGGGCAUAUCCAUUAACUGUGGACUGCUGGCAUUGGGAAAUGUUAUCAGUGCUUUAGGAGACAGGACCAAAAGAUCGACGCACGUGCCUUACCGAGACUCAAAACUCACUCGCCUUCUGCAGGAUUCACUGGGAGGAAACAGCCGAACAGUGAUGAUCGCCUGCAUCAGCCCGUCAGAUCAGGACUUCAUGGAGACCCUCAACACACUGAAAUACGCCAACAGAGCUCGCAACAUCAAGAACAAGGUGAUGGUGAACCAGGACAAGGCCAGCCAGCAGAUCAGUGCUCUCAGAACGGAGAUUGCCAGACUACAGAUGGAGCUCAUGGAGUACAGAACGGGGAAGCGAAUGGUUGGAGAAGAUGGGCUCGAAAGCAUCAACGACAUGUGUCAUGAGAACUCAAUGCUGCAGAUAGAGAAUAAUAAUCUGCGCAUGCGUGUGAAGGCUAUGCAGGAAACUAUAGACGCUCAGGGUGCCCGACUCACACAGCUCCUCAGUGAACAGGCCAAUCAGGUGCUCGCCAGAGCAGGUGAAGGCAGCGAGGAGAUUGGAAAUAUGAUUCAGAAUUACAUCAAGGAAAUUGAAGAUCUGAGAGCUAAACUUCUGGAGAGUGAAGCAGUGAAUGAAAACUUGAGGAGGAACCUCACACGGGCGUCUAGUCGCCCCCCAUUCUACGGAAACUCUGGAACGUUCUCUCCUGCUCUGCUGGGGGCCGACCCGAGUCAGGAGACUAGUGACAUCAUCGAUAUUGCCAAGAAAGACCUGGAGAAAUUGAGAAGGAAGGAAAAGAAGAAGAAGAAGAGACUCCAGCAGUUGCUGGUCGACAGGAGAGAGGAGGAGAAUGAGGAGAUGGAGGAAGACAGUACCAACGAGAAGAUCAAUGAGAAAGAGAUGUCAGAACCAGCCAGUCAAGAGCCAGAGAUGGACAGCAGUGACCGUGAGGAGGGAGAUGGAGAAGAGGAGGAGGAGGUGGAUGAAGAAGAGUUGGAGGAGAGCUCUGAGGAGUCUGAUUCUGAGCUGGAUGAGAAAGAGGACUUCCAGGCAGAUCUGGCCAACAUCACGUGUGAGAUCGCCAUUAAACAGAAGUUAAUCGAUGAACUGGAGAACAGCCAGAGACGCCUGCACACGCUCAAACAACAGUAUGAACAGAAACUCAUGAUGCUGCAGUGUAAGAUCAGAGACACACAGCUGGAGAGAGACCAAGUGCUGCAGAAUAUGGGCUCCGUGGAGACGUGCUCGGAGGAUAAAGCCAAGCGCAUAAAGGCUGAAUAUGAAAAGAAACUGAGUGUGAUGAAUAAAGAGCUGCAGAAGCUGCAGGCAGCACAGAAAGAGCAUGCUCGCUUACUGAAGAACCAAUCACAGUAUGAGAAGCAACUGAAGAAACUACAGCAGGACAUGACUGAAAUGAAGAAAACCAAAGUGCGUCUGAUGAAGCAGAUGAAGGAGCAGCAGGAGAAGAGCAGGAUGGCAGAAUCACGCAGAAACCGCGAGAUCGCCACACUGAAGAAAGACCAGCGCAAACAAGAGCAUCAGCUGAAACUUCUAGAAGCUCAGAAGAGACAACAGGAACUCAUUCUGCGCAGAAAAACUGAGGAGGUGAGUGCUCUGAGGAGGCAGGUGCGACCCAUAUCAGGAAAGGUCACACGAAAGGUAAAUCUGCUAGAUUCAAGUCAGGAUGUCUCUCACAGACCAUCCGCAGGUCGAACAUACUCCAGUUCAGGAACACCUAAUGGAACCAGAUUAUACCACCGCAGGCCGGUUGGCAUUUACUCCUCCCGUGUGGCUCGUGGUAAAUGGCAGAGCUUGGAACGGCGUAUAUCUGAUAUUAUAAUGCAGCGCAUGACCAUUUCAAACAUGGAGACAGACAUGAAUCGCCUUCUAAAGCAACGUGAAGAGUUGACACGGAGACGGGACAAGAUCAUCAGAAAGAGAGAGAGACUGCUCGCGGACGAGCCAGAGGACGAGAAGGCCGUUCAGACACUGAAUGAAGAGCUGGAGUCACUACUGGCAAACAUUGACUACAUCAAUGACAGCAUCACUGACUGCCAGGCCAACAUCAUGCAGAUGGAGGAAGCCAAGGAGGAGGGUGACGCUGUGGAUGUCUCAGCUGUAAUUGGCUCCUGCACUCUUGCUGAAGCUCGAUUCCUUCUAGAUCAUUUCAUGUCCAUGGCCAUCAACAAGGGUCUUCAGGCAGCGCAGAAGGAAUCUCAGAUAAAGGUGAUGGAGGGCCGUCUCAAACAAACUGAAAUCAACAGUGCAACUCAAAACCAGCUGCUCUUCCACAUGCUCAAAGAGAAGGCUGAGUUUAACCCAGAGCUGGACGCUUUGUUGGGGAGCGCUCUGCAAGAACUAGGUAACAUGCCCUUGGAAAAUGGUGACGACAGUAGUAGCGAUGAGUCGACCCAGAGUCCUGCAGUGGAGGGACACAUUCUGACAUCAGACCUCUUGAAGCUAUGUGGAGAGACUAAAUCUAGGACUAAGGCUCGGAGAAGGACCACCACUCAGAUGGAGUUACUCUAUUUGAACAACUGUGACUCUGGUCCGGAUACACCCACAAAAGAUUUCUCCAUCCCUCUACACACAAUGGCUGAGACAUCUGAGGGAGUUAUAGACAUGGAAUCUGCUGGAAAUACUAUUAGAGACCGGGACUACAUGCUCCCUCCUGUUGGCUUGUCCUCUAGAAUGGGCAGCAUUAGCAGCUCUGGCAACAGACUUCCAACAGUCAGGCAAAAGAGAGUGCCGGAACCAUCCCCUCUGUCCCGCAGGAAGACUUAUGAAAAGGGACAAGCCCUGGCUGACAAGGCCAAAGCCAAAGAGAUCACACAAGGUGUGAUCAACCCUGUUCCAGCUUGGAAAAGCAGUCGUGGCAGCUCUCUGCAGUGUGUUCAUAUAGCAGAGGGUCACAGUAAAGCUGUGCUGUGUGUCGACUCCACCGAUGACCUCCUCUUCACCGGAUCUAAAGACCGGACGUGUAAGGUGUGGAAUCUGGUGACAGGACAGGAGAUCAUGUCUCUUGGUGGACACCCCAACAAUGUGGUUUCAGUGAGGUACAGCUCCAGUGUGGUGUUUACCGUCUCCACCUCCUAUAUCAAAGUCUGGGACAUCCGCGACUCGGCCAAAUGCAUCCGCACACUCGCUUCGUCAGGAUUGGUGAACACUGGUGACACGUGUGCAGCCAGUACAAACCGCACCGUGACCAUACCGGCUGGAGAGAACCAAAUUAACCAGAUCUAUCUGAACCCGACCGGAACCUUUCUGUACGCUGCUGCGGGAAAUUCUGUGCGCAUGUGGGACCUCAGACGGUUUGUGUCUACGGGUAAGUUAAUGGGUCAUCUGGGUCCAGUCAUGUGUUUGACGGUUGAUCAGACUGGUAAUGGGCAGGACCUGGUGAUCACAGGGUCAAAGGAUCACUACAUCAAGAUGUUUGAUGUCUCAGAAACUGCAGUGGGGAGCAUCAGCCCCUCUCAUAACUUCGAGCCGCCUCACUAUGAUGGCAUCGAGUCGCUGGUAGUUCAAGGAGACUGUCUGUUCAGUGGCUCCAGAGACAAUGGUAUCAAGAAAUGGGACCUGAGCCGCAAAGACCUGCUGCAGCAGGUACCGAACGCUCAUCGGGACUGGGUCUGUGCUCUUGGUGUUGUUCCUGGUUCUCCCACCCUGUUGAGUGGCUGUAGAGGUGGAGUGCUCAAACUGUGGCACAUGGACUCAUUAAGUCCACUCGGGGAGCUCAGAGGCCACGAGAGUCCCAUUAACAGUAUAUCUACUAACAGUACUCAUCUGUUCACUGCAUCAGAUGACCGCACGGUGAAGAUCUGGCGUGCGAGGGGAGGUGUGGACGGCACUGCAGAUGUGACCGAGACUGCUGAUGAGACUGUCAGUAACUGACUGUUCCUUUAAUUACAAACUACAGCAGCGUUACUACAGUAACGUAGCUGCCAAAGACAUUUGCACUUUGACCCUACAAAUAAAACCUGGAUAUGGACUGUUUGACCUGCACCAGAACAGAAUCUGCUCGUGUCAGAAUCAGCUCACAAUGGUUCUUUUGGACAUAUCCCAGAGUUCAGUUCACUAACCGUAUGGCAUUGCUGAAGACGUAAAUUCUACGUCACAUGCUAAAUAAAGCUCUUUGUUCUUAAAAAGCCAUGCCAGCUCAGUUAAUUCUAACAAUCAUGGAGACGGCACUGGAAACAGACACGCUGAUGAAGAGUUCUGUCAGAGCCGGAUCUUCUUUAGCUGGACUCAGUAUUCUGGUUCUUGGAAAUGUUGUGGAGUGGAAGAGAUGUCUGUAGACUAACUGGAGGAAUCUUAUAAAACCUAGCAAAAACAUGUGGUCACAUUUCACCCCAAAAUAAAAAGUAAAAGAAAUGAUCUAUUACAAGGAACACAAAACUAUUGUGCGGUAAUGCAAAACUUUAUGCAAUGGAAUGCAAACUACUGCUAGGGAACCCAACAAUAUUGCAAGGUAUGCAUAGUUAUGUAAUAACUCUGUAAUAACUCUGUGAAUUUAAAUACACAAUCAAGAAUUAAUAAUAGCCACUGAAUGUAGAAGUGUUUGCACUCCUGGGAACGUUUAUAAUCAGAAUCAGUUAAAUUAAACAAUAUUUCAUUUCUAUUCUUUGUCAUUUUCACAUUAAUAAGGGAAAACCAGCAUUGCGGACAUGAUGUCUCUCUAUUACAGACCUGACAGCAGUAAAAGUAGCACUUAAAGUACAUGAUAAGGGAAAACCAUCCAAAAACCUCCAGAUUUUGACCUCUGAGACAUCGGUAUGGUAUCCAUUAAGGCUUCACGAUUGAUUGAAUUUAGAAAGAAAUUGCGAUUUGGCCUUGCACGAUUACAAAACAGCAAAAGGCUUUGUUUUACAAAACAGUCUGCAUUCAGCGCUUCAGUCAGCAAUGAGCUUCACAGAUGACUUAAAGAUGGGAUUGCAUUACUUGAUGAUGUUGGGUUUUGUGAUGUGUUCACUAGGCACAUUAAUGUAGAACGAUUGUUAAACAGUAUUUCAGAAUCGAGUAUUGGAAGAGACCAUUGUAUAAAGAAUAAUAUCAUUGUUACUGUUAUGUAUUUACACUUCAUGAAUGUAUUUGUCAUAGUACCUUCACUUAAUAUACACUUAAUAUUUCACUUAAGUAUGAAAGUCAUUAUUUACUUAACCUCAUAUCAUUUCAAAUCCAAAGUGCUACAUUACAGUAAAAAUAAAUCGUAAUGGUUCUUAAAAUAGGCUUCAUUUUCAUUAUAAAAUGUGUUUUUUCUUUUGAUUUUGUGGUGAAAUUUGACUAACGUAGACGAGUUUUCGAAAGAUUCACCCAACUAAAAUCACCAUGACCUUAAAUGAACUAUAAUGUGAUUGGCUUUAGUGUGGCACCUACUAAUUAUUUGGUGACCAAAGUGUAAAGCCACCUUAACAGCUCAUAUCAACAUAUACUAUAAGACAAUAACAAUAUAGAAGCUUUCUAUCACAUAUCACACAUCUCACAUUUGUUCUGUGUUGUUACCACUUUCCAGUAAAGGCACAUUUUACCCAAAUAUGGAAAUUCUGUUGACAUGUAUUUGCUCAUGUUGUUCCAAACCCGUAUGACUUUCUUUCCUCUGUGAAGGAGUAACAUCUCCUUUUGUGUUUCAACAGACGAAAGAAAGUCAUACGGGUUUGGAUCGACAUGAGGGUGAUUAAAUGAUGACAGAAUUUACAUUUUUGUGUGAAUUAUAGACCUUUACGUUCUAUUGGGUCUGUGCAGCAUACUAAUAAGCGCACUAGAAACUGUACUUUAUAUAAACUGUAUUUUCAUGUAAGAAGAGAAUGACGUGUCUGUAUCACUUAUCUAUGUAAAACAGUGCUUUUCCCAAACCUGCUCACUGGAGUCCACUAAACAUACUAGUUCACUGUACAUGUCAAACUUUCUCUAACACAUGAAGAUUCACUUGAAAGUGUUGGUAGAACAGUUCUAUUUAAUACUUUUAGAUUUCAGGCCUCACUUUGGCUGUAUGACGUCGGGUGUUUUCACUGGAGGUUUAUUUGUUGAAAUGCAAUGAGUGACCCAAUAGUGAUUUGAAUGUCAGAUGCCAAUGGAAUUAAAUGUCAUCUGCCAAAACUACAUGUGAAGUGCUGCUGUUUUCAUUGACUAGA